Molecule: messenger RNA, 1540 nt
Organism: Perognathus longimembris pacificus (Pacific pocket mouse)
Lineage: Eukaryota; Metazoa; Chordata; Mammalia; Rodentia; Heteromyidae
Gene: Gnb1l
Product: G protein subunit beta 1 like
Exons: 7
Coding region: 378-1418 (346 amino acids)
Molecular function (GO): protein binding
Source: RefSeq, a predicted model, not a curated record
UUUGCCAGGGUCUAAUGUGUUACCUAUGCAUGCAACCUGGAGUCCACCUGUCAGUGUAACAGUGGGGUAACAGAGGACCUGUCGUCAGGGCCUGGGAUGGGCAGAGCAUGUCUGCCAACCACCAUGGAUGUGUAAUAUGAGCAAGAAAUAAAUUUUUCAUGUGUAGGUCUGCUGAGUUGGGGGCUUAUGUGUUCCAGAGCAUAACCAGUUCCAUCCUGACUGUAGGGGAUCCUGUUUCUCCUUUUUACCUUGGCCUUAGCAGCUUGGUGCCAUCUUGGCCAUACCCAUCUGCAGAGCUGCCUGGUCUGGAUAUCGCAUGUUAGUUAUUCUGACUUUUUGAGUAGUCUUGAUUUCCUGGUGACUAUGCCCUGCCCAGCAUGGCACCCCCACUGCAGCCACCCCCAGACCCCCAGUUUGUCCUUCGAGGCACGCAGUCAGCAGUGAAUGCACUCCAUUUCUGCAGAGAAUCCCAGGCUCAGGGGAGCUCCCUUCUCUUCUCAGGGUCUCAGAGUGGCCUGGUGCACAUCUGGAGUCUGCAGACACGGAGAGCCGUCAGCAUCCUGGAUGGCCAUGGAGGGCAGAGUGUGACCUGGCUGCAGUCACUGCCCCAGGGCUCCCAGCUCCUCAGCCAGGGCCGGGACCUGCGGCUCUGCCUGUGGGACCUGGCAGAGGGCAGGAAUGCCGUUGUGGACUCUGUGCACCUGGAGAGUGUGGGAUUCUGCAAGAGCUCCAUCCUGGCCAAUGGACAGCCAUGCUGGAUGCUUGCCAUGCCAGGGAAGGACACUGACGAGGUUCAGAUUCUGGAGAUGCCAUCCAAGACGUCAGUGUGCACCCUGAAGCCGGAGGCUGACGCCAAGCCAGGCAUGCCCAUGUGCCUGCGGCUGUGGCAGGCCAACUGCAGUGCCCGGCCCCUCCUUCUAGCUGGGUAUGAGGAUGGAUCAGUGGCCCUGUGGGACAUCUCAGAGCGGAAGGUGUGCAGCCAAGUCUCCUGCCAUGAGGAACCCGUUAUGGGACUUGACUUUGACUCCCAGAAGGCCAAGGGCAUCUCAGGCUCCGCGGGCAAGGCUCUGGCUGUCUGGAGCCUGGAUGGGCAGCCAUCCCUGCAGGUGUGCACCACUCAUGAACUCACUAAUCCAGGGAUCUCUGAGGUCACAAUCCGGCCUGACCACAAGAUCCUGGCCACAGCAGGCUGGGACCAUCGCGUCCGGGUGUUUCACUGGAGGACAAUGAAGCCUCUGGCCGUGCUGGGCUUCCAUAGCGCUUCUGUCCACUGUGUGGCCUUCGCUGCUGACAGCUUGCUGGCUGCAGGGUCCAAGGACCAGCGAAUCAGUGUCUGGUCUCUCUACCGACCACGUGACUCAGCCGCAGCCGCUGUGGGAGAGUCCGAGGUGGGAGGCAGGCAUCUCACUGCAGCCUGACCCUGUCCUGUGGAAACUGACCCUCUGCUGGGCACCAGCGGCUCACGCCUGUAACCCUAGCUAUUCAGGACGCUGAGAUCUGAGGAUCGAAAGACUUUUUAAAUUUUUUUAUUGGUAUUAUA